AUGGGCAUGGGAGUGUGGCUCAGGUGGUCCCAUCUGGAAGGAACAGGGGCAGAGUUGUCCUUUGUGUGUGCGAGAGCAAGGCUUACACCGCUGAAGCAAUCGAGCAUGCCCAGGAAAGAGCUGCAAGCAAUUCUUUUGCUGUCGAGACUGAUGUGCACGAUCAGAGAUGCCCUCCGUAUCAACAUAGCAUACUGGAAAAUAUGGACUGACAGUAUGACUGCCAUCAGCUGGUUGAGGGGUCAGUCCAAAUCCUUCCGUGCCUACAUGUAUGUCGCCUACAGGGUAGGCGAAAUCACCACUAGAUUUGAUCCUAUCUCUGAUGUCGCCUAUGUACCAUCUGCCCAGAAUGCAAUUGACCUGGUGUCUAGAGGUACUGCAAGUGAGAUGAAGCGAGUGAUAGAUGGUCCAGAGUUCUUAAAACUUUCUCCAUCAAUGUGGCCAAAGACACCCGAGAAUAUCCCUACAGAUCCAAAAGACAAAGAAAAGAAAAAGUUCCAUGUACGGAAUGCGAAGACAUAUGCACUAGGUGUCAAGAUGGAGGACAAAACGAAACCAAUCUUGGAUGCUACAAAGUACUCCAACUGGACAAAGCUCAAGAUGGUCACCGCAAGAGUAUUGUCUGUGAGAGAACUGCCAAAAAGCCAGUGGUUGAAGCAACUCGUGAUCCAGAUUGCAGUGGUCAUCUCACAAAUUCAUACGGGAAGCAGAGCGGUACUGGAUUCGUCAGGCUCAGAAAGAUAUCAACUUUCAUGA
This is a messenger RNA of Lytechinus variegatus (green sea urchin), 753 nucleotides long. RefSeq lists its product as uncharacterized. The coding region runs from base 1 to 753 and encodes 250 amino acids. Lineage: Eukaryota; Metazoa; Echinodermata; Echinoidea; Temnopleuroida; Toxopneustidae. The transcript has a single exon. The record is from RefSeq and is a predicted model, not a curated record.